AAGGUGCUUGCUGGGUCAAGUAUUUCUGCCUCAGAUAUAAGGAUGAUUUUGGACCCUGUGAAGGGCACAGUCUUCUUCUGUCUCACUGGGCUUGGCACCAUGGGGAACAUCUCAAUUUUUGUGAGUUACAUGCACAUGUUCCAAAACACAGAGAAGAAACCUAUACACCUCAUUCUUGCCCACUUGGCAUUCACAAACAUCAUAAUGCUUCUUUCGAAAGGGAUGCCGAAGACUAUAGAAGCCUUUAAUUUUAGAAACUUCUUAGAUGACACCAGUUGUAAAGUUGUUGUUUACCUGGCAAGAACAUCCCGGGGCCUCUCCAUCUGUACCAGCAGUCUCCUCACUGUGGUCCAGGCCAUCACCAUCAGCCCCAGACACUCCAGGUGGCAGAGGCUCACCCUGAAGACUCCACAGCACAUUGUUUCCUUGCUGUUCUUCUUUUGGAUACUCAAUUUCUUGAUCAGCAUGAAUUUACCAUAUUACAUCAAAAGUAUCAACAGUGUGAACAUAACACAGAUUAAAAAGGGCAUCAAUUAUUGCUAUUUUCUGCCAGAAAGCUGGAUAAUAAGAUGGAUUUUUCUCAUCCUCAUGGUCCUGAGAGAUGCAGUGUUUCAGGGAGCCAUGGGAGGGGCCAGUGGCUACAUGGUAUCUCUUCUCCACAAGCACCACCAGCAGGUCCUCUACCUUCAGAAGGCCAAGCUUCUCUACAGAACUCCCCCUGAGCUGAGAGCUGCCCAGAGUGUCCUCCUUCUGAUGCUCUGUUUUCUUUUCUUCUAUUGGGCAGAUUGUUUUAUUUCUUUAUAUUUUACUUUCUUCAUAGAGAAUUAUUCCAAAUUACUAUAUGUUCCAGAGUUUCUAACACUUGGUUAUGCAGUUAUCAGCCCCUUCAUACUUAUUCAGAGAGAUGGACAUCUGACUAAAUGUUGUCACACUCAGUAAGAGAGGUCAGGCAUUGAUAAAUGUCCAUGUAUCCUUU
Peromyscus maniculatus bairdii (prairie deer mouse) is the source of this 976-nucleotide messenger RNA. RefSeq names its product vomeronasal type-1 receptor 4-like. Lineage: Eukaryota; Metazoa; Chordata; Mammalia; Rodentia; Cricetidae. Gene Ontology annotation, biological process: G protein-coupled receptor signaling pathway. The record is from RefSeq and is a predicted model, not a curated record. Gene Ontology annotation, molecular function: pheromone receptor activity. Gene Ontology annotation, cellular component: membrane.